UAUCAGGCUUAUUGUCAGCCAAUGGCCUGAGCCGACUGGAUGACAUCAUGGGCUAGGGAACAGUGAGCAGCCAGUGAAGCAUCCAGCCUGCCGGAGGAUCCAGGGUUUGGGGUCAGGAACCGGUCUGUCAACAGAAUGGCGAUCCUGCCAGCGGACUGUCAGUAGCACGCCACAUUCGGGAAUGAGCCCUUCCGAACAGAGGGAAGCAUGUCAGGCCGUAUCGCAGGACGCUGUGAGUGCUGCUAAAGAUGUCCUACAGUGUGGAACCUGAAGAGAAAGCACCAGCCCCCCCAUUGAGAAUGAACAGUAACAGCAGAGACUCUUCCUCGGUGAAUCUCAGCUCCAAACCGCUCCCAAUGGCUCCAGAGGAGAAGAACAGGAAAGCUCGACUGCGCUCCAUCUUUCCCGGAGGAGACAAGACCAAUAAGAAGAAGGAGAAGGAACGUCCGGAAAUCUCUCUGCCUUCGGACUUUGAGCACACAAUACACGUGGGCUUCGACGCUGUAACCGGGGAAUUCACCGGCAUCCCAGAGCAGUGGGCCCGACUCCUGCAGACCUCGAACAUCACAAAGCUUGAGCAGAAGAAAAACCCCCAAGCCGUUCUGGACGUCCUCAAAUUCUACGACUCCAAAGAAACAGUCAACAACCAGAAGUACAUGAGUUUUACCUCCGGAGAUAAAUCAGCACAUGGUUACAUGGCAGCUAACACUCUGAACCGGCUACUGUCCUCCGGACCACCUGCCAGCCUUAGAACCUGCAGCGCUUUAUUUGACAAGGGCACGAAGACUGCCUCCGAGCCUCCGCUAGCCCCUCCAGUGUCCGAAGAGGAGGAUGAUGAGGAUGAGGAAGAAGAGGAUGAUGAUGAUGAUGAUGAUAAUGAACUGCCCCCGAUUAUUGCACCCCGUCCAGAGCACACCAAAUCUAUCUUCACCCGCUCAGUCAUGGAGCCAGCGGCGCCCCCCGCCCCUGUGAAGGAGGACACGACCCCACCCGAAUCACAGGCCCCCGAGAACACCUCCAGCACCCUGUACCGGCACACGGACCGGCAGAGGAAGAAGUCCAAGAUGACGGACGAGGAGAUUUUGGAGCGACUGCGAAGCAUUGUGAGUGUGGGGGACCCAAAAAAGAAAUACACACGCUUCGAGAAGAUUGGACAAGGAGCCUCUGGGACAGUGUACACAGCCAUUGACAUCGCCACCGGCCAGGAGGUGGCCAUCAAGCAGAUGACACUGCAGCAGCAGCCCAAGAAGGAACUGAUCAUCAAUGAGAUCCUGGUGAUGAGGGAAAACAAAAACUCCAAUAUCGUCAAUUACCUGGAUAGUUACCUGGUUGGGGAUGAGCUGUGGGUGGUGAUGGAGUAUCUUGCCGGAGGCUCCCUGACUGAUGUGGUGACGGAGACCUGCAUGGAUGAGGGGCAGAUUGCUGCUGUCUGCCGAGAGUGUCUGCAGGCUCUGGACUUCCUGCACUCCAACCAGGUGAUCCACCGAGAUAUAAAGAGUGACAACAUCCUCCUGGGCAUGGAUGGUUCUGUAAAACUGACGGACUUCGGCUUCUGUGCCCAGAUCACCCCAGAGCAGAACAAGCGCAGCACCAUGGUGGGCACCCCGUACUGGAUGGCUCCUGAGGUGGUGACCCGCAAGGCCUAUGGCCCUAAAGUGGACAUCUGGUCUUUAGGGAUCAUGGCCAUCGAGAUGGUGGAGGGGGAGCCACCCUAUUUAAAUGAGAAUCCUCUCAGGGCCCUGUACCUGAUCGCUACUAAUGGAACCCCUGAGCUGCAGAACCCAGAGAGGCUCUCGUCGGUGUUUAGAGACUUCCUCAACCGCUGCCUAGAGAUGGAUGUGGACAGGAGAGGCUCUGCCAAGCAGCUUCUGCAGCAUUCGUUCCUGAAGUUAGCCAAACCUCUGUCCAGUCUGACGCCGCUGAUUGUCGCAGCGAAGGAAGCCAUCAAGAACAGCAGCCGCUAGCAGGGUCAUCCAUCCCAUCAUGCUCCCUGAUUGAGGGGUCCACUGUCAGGACAGCCUGAAGGACAGAAACUCCUCCAGCAGGGCAGGCAUUUCUGCUUUGGCCAAGAUUUCGAGCCAGACUUUUCUUUGUGCUGUGAAGCACUCUUUACAUGUGGCAUUUUUCAGAAUAGCUUCCGUUCUGUAAAGGAGUCUGACUUUGCAGGAAGUCAUCCCUUAAAUACACCCCAUGUUCUUGGAGAGCGAUUGACAGGAGACUUAAAACCAGCACCCGUGUGCAAACUGCAUAAAGUCCUGACCCUCCUGCCCUCCUCUCCCCCUGGAGUGGACCAGCAAAUCUCUGCUGAACAUUUUCAUGAGAGACUCCAGAAGCUCCAUGCACCUGCAUGACCAUGACUUUCCAACGCAGUCUAAUGGAUCUGCUCCAGCCCAGUCUGAUGGAUCUGCUCCAGCGCAGUCUAAUGGAUCUGCUCCAGCGCAGUCUGAUGGAUCUUCUCCAGCGCAGUCUGAUGGAUCUGCUCCAGCGCAGUCUAAUGGAUCUGCUCCAGCGCAGUCUGAUGGAUCUGCUCCAGCGCAGUCUAAUGGAUCUGCUCCAGCGCAGUCUAAUGGAUCUGCUCCAGCGCAGUCUAAUGGAUCUGCUCCAGCGCAGUCUAAUGGCUCUGCUCCAGCCCAGUCUGAUGGAUCUGCUCCAGCGCAGUCUAAUGGAUCUGCUCCAGCACAGUCUAAUGGGUCUGCUGCAGCGCAGUCUACUGGAUCUGCUCCAGCACAGUCUAAUUGAUCUGCUCCAGCACAGUCUAAUGGAUCUGCUCCAGCACAGUCCAAUGGAUCUGCUCAUAUCUUCCUUGUUGAAUGUGGAAGGUCAUUUGUAUGUACAUGUAUGCAAGUGUGUGAGUGAGUGUGUGUGUGUGUAUAUGUGUACGUGUGUGAUUUUGUGUUUGAGAGAAGAGGUAUACCUCCAAUAGAAAAGUUUCUUGCUCAUGAAAGCCGUUGGUGGAUGUGAUUAAGCCAUUGGUGGGUGUGAUUAAGCCAUUGGUGGAUGUGAUUUGUUUGGGGCAUCGCAGUGUUGCCCUAUUUCCGGGUGUGUAGCUUGUUGUUUAGUGCUCUGUGGGUUUGAUGAGGCUGCAGUAUGAAACGAUGUAUAUAUACACAUAUACAAAACUGAGAGGUGAAACACUAUUUAAUUGACAGAUUAGGUUUUUUCAUGGAUCUUAUUAAAAGACAAAGCUAACUUCCAGAUAAUAUGCAUAUUCUGGGGUCGUUUCACAAACUGGUGAUUUGUUUACUGAAUGAAGAGGGUGAGCUCAUAUGAUUAUGUAUUACCAAACCUGUGAUUUAUUGGAGCAAAAUUAAAUAUAAUCAUAAUUAAAUCUAAUUAUUACAUACGUCUAAAUACAUUGCAUUACAUCUAAUUAUAAUUUAUCAGCCUCUAUUUAUCAUCAUCUUUCUUCUAGAGCCUCAUCGUUAAAAAACGCUUGGCUUGGCUUCGGCUGCAUGCCAUUUUAUGUAGAGUUGUUAUGGCCUUUUAAAUUCAGCCCAUACACAAAAAUAAAUAUUUUAAUAGGGCCCUACUGUGUGUCACUUUCACAUCAUAUUGUCCUUUCAUAAUUGUACAAAAUGACAAAAUUGUGUUGUGUAUUAACAGAGAA
Messenger RNA from Anguilla rostrata (American eel), 3607 nucleotides. Its product is annotated as serine/threonine-protein kinase PAK 3. Gene Ontology annotation, biological process: regulation of MAPK cascade; regulation of axonogenesis; intracellular signal transduction. Lineage: Eukaryota; Metazoa; Chordata; Actinopteri; Anguilliformes; Anguillidae. The record is from RefSeq and is a predicted model, not a curated record. Gene Ontology annotation, molecular function: ATP binding; protein serine/threonine kinase activity. The transcript has 16 exons. Gene Ontology annotation, cellular component: cytoplasm. The coding region runs from base 249 to 1964 and encodes 571 amino acids.